GAAAUAUUAGUGGUGUAAGAUCACAUCUUAAAAUCGCCAAACUACAUCUCAACAACUAAUCUACUCAUCAUCACUUUCAUCACUAUAUUGUACUAAGCUACUGUUGGAAACAGCCAAAAUAGGAGCUUCAGAAUUUGCAAUAUCCAUUUUAGCUUUCUUUGCUGGUGGCUUAACCAUAAUCAUAAUUCCCAAAGCAGGCUUGGCAGAAGGGUUCUUCCUCACAGAACUGGCAGUUCUCUGUUCCUGAAUUUUAGGAGCUAUUGGUGUUUCUUUGACAAAUGCAGCAACUGCUGCUUGGAAACUUUGCAGUUGUCUUGCUUCCUCAUGAAUGAAUUGUUUUUCAUAUUCUCGCCUCGACUCCUCGAGUGUAUCAAGAAAUUCCGCUUCUUCUUCAUCUAGAGCUUUGGGUGGCCUAUGCUUGAUGCGUUCCUUGAGUUCUGCAUCCUUUUUGUCCUUCUUCUCCUGCAAUGCCUCGUACAAGCUAAGGAUCUAUCUCUUUGGGCAGUACCAUCUUCAACCCGAGCCCCGCGGGUUCGCUUUGUUUCCUCCAACUGAUUUUCUGAUACAAAAUUCAUCAUCCUCACAGCAGCACCAGCGGCUAAGUCCUCCCUGCUACCACCUGCCAUCUCGAAAAUCCUCUUACAGUUCUUGAUCAAAGAUAUUAUAUCAGUAAACCCCUAUUUAAGAAAGCAGCAGCGCAUUUAGUCUCUGACUAUACAUCCUGUUUUCUGGAAAGAAAGUUUUGAGAAAUAAGUUAAGGCGUGGAAACGUCACAAAAUAUUUUUCAAGAUGAAGAGGGCAUAGAUUGAUACGGA
Molecule: messenger RNA, 815 nt
Organism: Cuscuta epithymum
Lineage: Eukaryota; Viridiplantae; Streptophyta; Magnoliopsida; Solanales; Convolvulaceae
Source: the annotation of a GenBank genome assembly